This is a messenger RNA of Lytechinus pictus (painted urchin), 3599 nucleotides long. Its product is annotated as alpha-(1,3)-fucosyltransferase 4-like. The coding region runs from base 369 to 1796 and encodes 475 amino acids. The record is from RefSeq and is a predicted model, not a curated record. Gene Ontology annotation, cellular component: membrane. The transcript has a single exon. Lineage: Eukaryota; Metazoa; Echinodermata; Echinoidea; Temnopleuroida; Toxopneustidae. Gene Ontology annotation, molecular function: alpha-(1->3)-fucosyltransferase activity.
GUAGACUGAGAGAAAAAGAAGACGUCGCGGUAGAAGUGCAUUCGCUAUCACUUUUACAACCAUUUAAUUUGGAGAUUGUCGUAUGCGCUAAAUCCUAGGCGCCAGUUUGACUUUCUGUUAUUCUAUGUAGUUCAUUCGACUUACCUGAUAGCGACAUUAUUAAAUGUACUUUGCAUCCCAGUCCCUGGUUGUCUCCUUCACUGGAUCAACCUGACACCGGUGAAUUUUAUUCUGAUACCUGCCUGAUCUGACCAAGCAUCGGAAAAAUAUGCUGCAACUUCAUAAUUUGGUAAACAAGACUCUCGAGACCCUAGAGUAUUUGUUCUAAGAUACGUUACAUUCAACUUGACACCAACAGGCGGAUCAUCAUGAUGGGAAUGGGAUACAAAAAUAGCUUGAACAUCUCACUUGCUGUAUCGUUUUUAACCCUUAGUGCCUUCUUUUACUAUACAAGCAACUUGCAUAGUCUGGUGAGAGUCGUAUCUGUGAAAACAGUUUAUUCUAACCACGAACACGAGAAGAAUGAUUUUGACAGUAAUGAUUUCAAUAAAUCCGACAUUGCGCAUGUUGUUCCUUUUAAACGUGCAACGCCAGCGAUAAUCAACCGACUAAGUACAGGUGUUUUAAGUGUAGAACGUGAUGUAUUAACUUUUAAUGCAGAAGAUAUUCUGAAAUCACUCUCGGAUGUACCUUUUGAAGAAAGUCGCCUUAUCCACAAGAUUCAGAAAAAGCAGAAACACUCCGACUUUGAUUGUGUCAUCAGGAUUGCCAAGUAUUGCUCCUCCCGUUGUGAUCAUUUAGUACAGGGCAAGCAUUCGACAGAAUGGACGAGGUUUAGAUGUGACGUCAGUGAGUCUUGUCAGGUCGAAACACGUUUAGUUGGUAAUCUCACUUAUGAGCUCAUGCAGACAAUCGAUGUUGUUUUCUUCACUCCUGCACAUUCAACUCUUCAUCUGAUGCACUUGAUAUCUUUGCGUCCACCAGGACAACUCUGGAUCUUGUACUCCAGAGAGAGCCCUCAUCAUGAUUACCAGUAUGCACCGGAAGGUUUAACAGGAAACCCUUUUAAUCUUACUAUGACCUACGCCAGAGACUCUGAUAUUCAUUUCCCCUACGCAGCUUUGCAAAAGAAGAGAAAGCAGAUCCACCAUCCCAAAAUACCAAGGAAGACUAAACUAAUAGCAUGGAUGGCUUCAAAUUGUCAGCUUUUGUCUUGGAAGAGAACGGAGUUAGUCAAAGAGCUUCAAAGACACAUCUCAGUCGAUGCCUACGGUAAAUGUGGAAACAUGGGGAAGCUUCCUCGUGAUGAUGAUACUAUCAAGGCUUUACAAAAGUACAAAUUUUACCUUGCAUUUGAAAAUAGUGAGUGUCGGGACUACAUCACAGAAAAAGUGUGGAAGACGUGUCUGAUGAGGGGUAUCGUGCCAAUAGUCUACGGAUCGACGCGGGAAAGCUACGAGAAGACACUGCCCAAGGAUUCUUUCAUUUUCCUUGAGGAUUUCAGCAAUAUGAGUGCAUUUGUGGAUUACAUUCAUGUUCUUGAUGCAGAUAAAGCUCGCUAUAGGAAAUACUUUGAUUGGAAAAUAAAGAAUACCGUGAAUUUUAUGCAUUCAACCAUGUUUAGCAUUCAGUCUCCAAAGUUAAAUAUGUGUUACCUCCUGAAGAAACUGACCCAUGUUUUCUUCCAUCCAGAGUCGUCAUGGCAGAAAAGAACGCCCGAUUUUGCUUCCUGGUGGAAAGGACAGUGUCUCGAUCCGACCAGAGAGAAGGAUGUCUUGGGUUUUAGUGUUCACUAGCAAGUCAAUGUGCUAAACACUAGUCGCAGAACAAUUAUUCCUAAAGAAACGUAUUAUUUCACGUGUUUUUUUAAAGUGUUCUGAUGAACAUGAAAUGUGACAUUGCAUGAUUUCGAUUGAAUAUGUAUAAAGGAGUAAGUUAUCAACAUGUUAGGAGGCAAAUGUAGUCAGCUUAAAGGGAUGGUCCGGGCUGAAAAUAUUUAUAUCUUAAUACAUAGAGUAGAAUUCACUGAGCAAAAUGCCGAAAAUUUCAUCAAAAUCAGAUAACAAAUAAUAAAGUUAUUGAAGUUUAAAGUUUAGCAAUAUUUUGUGAAAACAGUCGUCAUGAAUAUUCAUUAGGUGGGCUGAUGAUGUCACAUCUCCACUUUCCGUUUUCUUAUGUUAUUACAUAAAAUCUUUUUUUUUUUCAUUAUUUCAUACUUUUGUGAAUAAUAUGUCUCCCUUAUAAUGAAAUAAGUUGCAGCAAUAAAUAUCUAAUGCAUUAAAAAAUUGUCAAUCCAAUUUUUCAAGUUCUUGGAGGAUAAAUUUUGAAUAAACCUAAUUUCAUAUAAUAAAAUACAAAAGAACAAGUGGGGAUGUGACAUCAUCAGCCCACCUAAUGAAUAUUCGUGACGACUGUUUUCACAAAAUAUUGCUUAACUUUAAAAUUCAAUAACUUUGUUAUUUGAUUUUGAUGAAAUUUUCGGCAUUUUGCUUAGUGAAUUCUACUCUAUUUAUUAAGCUAUAAAUACUUUCAGCCCGGACCAUCCCUUUAACAGAACAAUCAGGAGUCGACCAAGUACCGGUCGAAUGGAUGUUAGUAGGCCUAACUUACCAGUUGGAGCUAUCGACUACAAUGUACUUGUUCUUGAAGUAGCUGAAUUUUUUAUAAUAUAUAUCAUCGGGAAAUUUGCGCUCCUAAUUCCUAAGACCGUUUUUAUCUUUUCAUUUAUUCAACUUCUGCAAUCAAUAUUAUUACUAUAAGAGAAAUUCUCAAUAGUUAAAGAAUAGUUUUAUAUUAGUAGAAUUAAGAAUUGCCUCUCUAUUAUAUCUCGUGAAUUAUACAGUGAUGGGGUCUGCCUUUUAUCUUUUUUUUUUACAUUUCACAGUGUUGGGAUGGAGGUUCAUCAAUUGUAGGUAAAUUACAUCAAAUUAUGUUUUGUGUUUAAAUUGUAAUGUGUGAAGUCAUGUAAUUGAGGUUCAUGAUGAUUGAUAUGUUUGAAAGCAGAUCUGAGCCACGUAACAGAGCUUAACGAUAAAUAGCCAAUAUGAAUGAACACUUCUGAUUGGUUCCUGGUCAGUAUUUUAAACCAAAUGCACGUGUGUAAAUUGAUUUUGAUUGGUCAGUUCAUUUAGCGAUAUAUCGCUAGUUUUGUGUUACGGAAUCCAGGGUCAUGUAACGCAAAGAACGGAAAGGUUAGCGAUUGAUCGAUACAUGAAAUGGCCAAUCAAAAUCAUCGUUGCAUGCGCAUUUUUGCUCAGUAGACUGACUAUGAACCAAUCAGAAUCGUUCUUUUAAAUCAGCGAUCAAUCCCUAAGCUUUUUUGUUACGGAGCCCAGAUGACAUUGGAUGCAAGAAUAUCGAGGGAUUCGAACUAUUGCGCAGAUGUUACAAAUGUGGUAACAAUAUAGAUUUUAGUUGGUUAUCAUGGUUAUGGGGUAGUGUUUUAUAGCACUUACCUCACAGUACUGAAGAUGAAUAUAAGAAAUGCUUUUUAAAUACUAUGAUCGCAAGAUAAUUUAUACAACAUUAAGAACAAUUGAAUUAAUCUUUCCAAAUGUAUACAUGUGUAAUAAAAGAAAUGAUGGUAAGAACACAGAGUA